This is a messenger RNA of Periconia digitata, 1462 nucleotides long. NCBI's taxonomy places the organism in Eukaryota, Fungi, Ascomycota, Dothideomycetes, Pleosporales, Periconiaceae. The record is from the annotation of a GenBank genome assembly.
ACAUGUCCAGAUGGCAGACCCCACGGCGUGGAUCGGCAUUCCAGCAUAGCGAGAAUCCAAUCGUCCUCCACCUUUAGAGGGUCCAUCUUACACACCAAAGAGGAUAAAACAAGCGAAUUUCAAGAAUCCGACACUCCGAGAUCAUCACCAGCCGUAACCACGUGGUGGGGCCGCUGCACGCCACGCUUACCGGGGGUACACGAAGGGGUAGCCGUGCCGCGGCCGUGCAUACGUUCUCGCCGUAAGAUCGCCUUGUGGGAGUGGACCCUCCACUACAUGGGAUAUAGUGAAAAGACAUGUUGGAAAUGCGGCACUGUGGCGUCUGUUCAAUCCGAGUGGCACAUGGGACUGACAUCGCAAGUCCCCAAAACACAUCUCUCUAUUCUCCUCGUCCUCCCCCAAAAAAACCACUUCUAUUUCAGAGACAAUCUCUUGAACAGACCUAUUGCUUUGAAGCGUGUUACAUAGUCAUGCUGUCUGUGUAACCCAUGUACAAGAAGUGUCGUGGCUGUGUUGGCGUGAAACUUGUUGGAUGCUGGCUAUUUUAGCUUUGGCUCCCAUACAUACCCAACACCAUACAACAGGAUUCUCACGGCUCCGCCUUGCAGAGCCAGCUUUUGGAAAUGCCAUGUUUCAUCGUCAAUCACUAUAUACCAUCACACAAACAGCAGGGGAUGACCUGCAGUCAACAAUACCAAUUUUGUGUAUAGUCUCGACCUCUCUUCGUGUCUGAUCCAAAAUACAACAGUCUGUUACAUUCUCUUAUUGUAUCGUCAACUUGAAGACUGAUCUUGCCACAAAAUAAGGGGAAACACUGGGAUUGAGUGUACCAUGAGCCUAUACCAAGUGCAUAGUCCGAGACCAGGAGUUUGAAAUGAGCCGCAUCACCUCCGGCAUUCCGGGCAUGUAAAUCCCUUUCUCCUUCUUCACGGCCCUUCCCUCGUCAGCAUGGCAAUCUUUGGUUUUGUGCCUUGACCACUUGUGUUUUCUGCGUGCAUCAUAUAUAAGCAGCACUCAUAAGUUAGCAACUCCCUGGAUAUACCUUCAAACUCCAGACUCAAAGCCAAUGCGUAUCAAAAGAUAUGGUGAACUCUGCCCAACUCCUUGUCCGAGAUGAUCAUGAUGUUGAUCAUACCCUUGUGAAUGUAUGUAAUCAUCGCUACGCUGGAACAAAAGCGCAAAUCCCGUGUGUGAUGAUAAAAUGAGCUGUGAUUAGACGGGCAGUUGAAUCAACGUUAUCCAUGACAGGAUUUGUUCAGCUCAUUCCAUAGUUGAAAAAGUCGUUCCGCAAAAAAACUUCAUAUUUCAUCCGCAAAGAAGCUGAUUGGUGAAGACUGCAUAUGUGAGAAGUAGAAGAACAGAACACUAAGAAUGAAAUAAGUGAGCAGUGCCGGAAGGAGGGGAUGAAAUGGCAGAAAUAUGUGGUGUUGUGCCAUCGCCCAUCAUGAAUGAUUGAUAAGUA